AUUUACAGAACUAAUGGGUUCAAAACUAAGGGGAAGCAGACUAGAAGCGGAAGUGGACAGAUGUCGUUCGGAAUGUAAUUGGCGAAGAUUGGGCGAUGUGCUACCUUCUGUACGCUCCAAAAACAGUGGGAUGCAACAGUACGGGGAUUUGUUGCAAGCAGAAUACAUCAUCGAAUCGUUUAUCGAUCAUAGUUCAGAACUUUUGGAACCAAAAGCAGAAAAUAAGAAGCAUUUGGAGGAAGCAGCAAAACUUUUACACAAUACACUGCAGUCUUUAGUGGCCGAAAAGUCGACAAUUUAUUUAGAAGCGAAUUUGUUGCUUGCGAAACUACAUUAUUAUUGUGCAGAGUAUGAACAGGCGAUGCAGGACAUUGAAAACUCUCGACUGGAAUUUGGCGACACACCAUUUGAAUCACUUCGCGGUCUGCGCUUAGUUGCCGAAGCUUAUGCUAUAAAAGGGUUUUCCAUCGAGGCAACGGUAAAGCGCUUGAAAAAGCUAGAUUUGGAAAAAUCUCGGAUGAGAGCACUUUUUUGUUUUGAAAAGUCAGCCGAACUUGCAAUAUCAUACAUCCAGGAGCUCGAAAAAUCAAUAAAUAUACAGAGCAGGAAUGGUAUGCUUUCGUCAAAUACCAAUGGAACAAAUGGAAAGCUGCAUAUUGAUAGAAUGGGAGAGUUGUUGGAAACAACACUAGAAAGAGUACCGUUGUUACGUCUGAGACAUAAUUUAAUUGACAGACCAUGGGAUGAGGAAGGAGUUGAAUGGUACCGCCGAAUCAUGACAUCAUUAGGCGAUAAAGCAGUAGGCGAAAAAUUACAGCAAAGAUUAAGUCGGCAGUUAGCAGAAGUGUUGAUCAGAGGAAUGCCGGAUUCUGGUUACAUGGAGUCGCAAUCUGUUAGCACAAAAUCACAAAACCUAAGGUUUUAUACUGGGUCACAUAGGAGUUAUUUCUCCCCCGCUUCGAGGAUUGAAGAAAUCUUACUGCUACUAUUAAUUAGUGAGGUUCUAGCCACAAAAGACGUUGUAUUGAGCCGAGCCGAAGAGCUGGCGGCCAGUCGUCAGAAUUCACUACACAUAGCUAAAUCAGUGUACAAUUUACUCACUUUGGUAUUAUCGGCUCUACGACAGUACGAACUUUUGUCAAGUAUUCAUGAAAAAGCAAUGAAAUUUGCAAAUGAAGACAAAUAUUUAUGGUUCCAGUUCGCCUUGACGUUAUUUUGCCACGGAAGAUAUAUAAGAGCUUCAAGAAUUUUGUCACAGUGCUUAGCGAUCGAGCAGUAUGAUGAUAGUGCGCUUGCACAGCACAUUUUUGCUGCCAACAUUACACUUGAGCAUCUUGGACAGUAUGAGGAAGCUAUAGCUCAUGCUGAAAAAGCUAUCGAAUUAUGCGAAGGAAAUUGGCUUUCUGGAAGAUGUUUGUUGUUAAAAGCUAUUGCACUAAGCAUGAAAGCAGAAACCGUAGUUCGAUAUAACAAUCGAAAUGAAAUGCGGCUGGAAGUGAUAAAAUUACUUGAAAAUGCUGCAGCAAUGGAUCCAUGUGAUGAUCUAACUCAUUACUAUUGUGCCCGACAGCAUGCUAUCGUUCGCGACUUACAAGCAGCUCGUGAUUGGUGUGAAAGAACUCUGGAAUUGAAUCCGGAAUUGCCGCCUGCAAUAAUGCUUCUUGCACUAAUUUUUACUGCCCAGAAAGAUUACAAAGCAGCGCUUGAAUUGAUUAUCGACGCUUUAGAGGAUUUCCCGACCAACUAUCCACUUACUGUGCUUAAAUUAAUGCUUGAAGUUAAAUUCGGUCGUGUUGAUGAGGCCUUGACAUCAUCGCAACACUUAUUAUAUUUUUGGAAAAAUCGAGAGACAAAUCUUUUCGAAGAACCCAAUGCAUACAUUGCACGAACUGGCAGCGAAGAAAGCCAAAAAAAUAUACGGAAUGAAAGUUUACUGCAUUCAGUGAGCAGUCGUGAUGCUGUAACCGCAACACCGUUUAUUGCUGCUGCUUCAUUGGGUAUUUUAUCAUCCUCUGCGCUUGCGAGCAUGUCUACUAGUGUUGGAGCCGGUGAUGUUGCCGAUAGCGGAUCUGUGUAUACAACUCAAGGGACAUCUGAUUAUGGAACUUCGACUGUUUCACUGUGCUCUAGACAAUCAAGAACUGUGGAAACUCAUUUUAUGAUGAAGGCAAAUAUUUGGCUGGAACUUGCUGAACUUUUCCUUGAUCUCGACCGCAUGGAAGAUGUACGGUCUUGUAUUGAGGAGGCAUCCGCUUUAUACCCAAGUUCACACCAAACAUUAUAUAUCAAGGGCCGGUUGUUAGCAGCUCGAGCGGAUAAGUGUGAGAAUACUGCGAAAUGUGAGCAUUUACGAAGUAAUGCAAAGGCUUCUCUGUUAGGAGCACUUGCAAUAGCACCUUCUCAUGUGUCUUCAUUGCGGCAUUUAGCUCGUAUUUAUAGACUGGAGGGAAAUAUUUCUAUGGCUGAAAAGAUGUUGAGAGAUGUUGUACAGAUUGAUCCAUUGCACAAUGAUUCAUGGCAAGCUCUUGGGAUGAUCCUGUCGGAAGAUGGGCGUUUUGAAGAAGCUCUGGAAUGUUAUUCAAUCGCCUCAGCUCUAAAUUCAUCAACUCCACUUAUACCGUUUUCUUCCUUACCGGUGUUAAUUCGCACCUCUUGAUUAAAAACUUGAACAUUUUUUCAUAUCAUCAUUUGUAUAAUGACUUUUAACAAAAUACUACUUAUUAUUUAAGCAAUAUUUAAAAUUCGUUUUACUCGCCAAUUAAGUCACGGUAUGGUAAAGCAUGUUUAUCCCACAAAUUAGCGAUGAAUUUGCUGAGUGUUCAAAUUGCUUGUUUAACUUACAUGGUAUUUUAGCUUAUGUAGCAGGUCUCGAACAUCAUUUUGUUGUUUCUUAUGCGAUCUACUUACUAGAUUUUUUAGUAGUUUAUGCCUUCUUUGAGUCACAAAUAUCACCAUUUUGUCACAAUAGUUUGAUGACGGAAAAGAUGCUGCUCUUAAAAUAUCAAAUAAGUGUAUAAUUUAUGGUGUAUAAUACGGAUGGUGCGAAUAGGGAUCAUGUUUUUGUAUGUAAAAUUAGUAUUGCCUCUACGCAGGAAAGAUUUGCGUAUUUGGGUCAUUUUGAUGUUUAUUUAUGUAAGACAUGUUUCUUUACUUCGUCGGAACUUUUUUUGGAUUAUUUCAAGCAUGUUUGCGAUCUGUAUUUGCGCUCACAUCUGUCCCAUUGUUUAUGAAAGGACUGAUGGUAUUGACCGUUUGGUUUAAGCGUCUGAAUCGUUUGCGGCGGCAUUUUACAAAUUUGUUAAAACAUUUGUUAGUACCAAUCGCACAAUAACAGUUUCGGACGGAGUAAUGAUAGCAUUUUGAAGUUGAGGGAUUGUGUUUUGAAGGAAGUGUCAAGUCUCAUGUUAAUGGUUCCUAGGAAAAUUUGUGAUUUUUGUGCUGUCUGAAUUGAACCUGAAUUGAAAAAUUGAUCUUACACUUCUUUGACAGCUGCCCUGCCCUGAAAAUCGGUAUCAAACAGGUGAUCUUAUUGGUGACAUCUUUGAAAAAUGUGUUCAUCCUGGAUUCAAAAGUUGAGCAAAUUUCUGUGUUCAUAGCAUACUGCAGUUUUCCGUCGGCUAUCUUGUUCAGAUGUCAAAAUGAUUUUGAUGUUAUCAAUUUAAGCAAGUCUGUUCCUCUGACCCUUUUCAUGGUUUACAUAUGCGUCACUGAUUCUUUUUAUGAUGACAUGUGUACAAUAGCUUUUCUAGAGCAUGAUAACUGUGGACUUCAUAGCUUGACAGCUGUCAUAUAGCAACACAAUGAGUUCG
Messenger RNA from Loa loa (African eye worm), 3809 nucleotides. RefSeq lists its product as hypothetical. Bases 14 to 2656 code for a protein of 880 amino acids. The transcript is spliced from 20 exons. Gene Ontology annotation, molecular function: protein binding. The record is from RefSeq and is a predicted model, not a curated record. Lineage: Eukaryota; Metazoa; Nematoda; Chromadorea; Rhabditida; Onchocercidae. Gene Ontology annotation, biological process: protein localization to plasma membrane; phosphatidylinositol phosphate biosynthetic process. Gene Ontology annotation, cellular component: plasma membrane.